This is a messenger RNA of Kalmanozyma brasiliensis GHG001, 1143 nucleotides long. RefSeq lists its product as uncharacterized. Lineage: Eukaryota; Fungi; Basidiomycota; Ustilaginomycetes; Ustilaginales. The record is from RefSeq and is a predicted model, not a curated record. The transcript has a single exon. The coding region runs from base 1 to 1143 and encodes 380 amino acids.
AUGGCGGAUGAAAAGGGCAAAGGCAAAAGCAAAGCUGGCUCCACGGAUGACGCCUCAACAAGCGGAAGCGGAAGCAGCGCGGCGCAGACGCUCGCCUCGACGCUACGCAGCAGCCUGGCAGCGUCGCAGCUUUCGUCCGUCAUGGCGGGCGCUUCUGGCGGUAAAGCCGAGUUUCAACCUUCCACCGGUGGAGGCGAGCUGCGGGACUGGCUCGUACAAGACCUGCGCUCCUCCUCGACCAGUGCAGGGGUUGGGUCGAGUGCGAGGAGUGGUGGGGGGUUUCGCACGCAAACUAGUGAAGGCAGGGGGGAAGGGAUGUUUGAGGAGUUCGAACGAGGACUGUCGCUCAAUGCUCCAGCUAUGCAGGAACGGAGGAUGGAAGGCGUCGACGAAGGCUGGCAGCGCGGCUAUCAGGGCUUGACCGCAACCCAACCACUCAGCUCGUACACCGACCUAGACGGUCCCCUUCACGCUUCGGUGCGGAACGAUCACGCCGCGUCCACACAAACACUCUCCUCCCUGCGGGCGCAGCCACCACCACUGACAACACCCCUCGCAGCGUCAGAAGACAUCUUUGCCCUGCUCGACGACGAAUCGCGCUCGCAACCGCCAACCCAACCUCCACCCGCAGACCUGACCGAGACGGUGCUAUCCAACUUCGAUCCGCUCUACCGACCCCCUUCGCCUUCGCACGCAAGCUUCACCCGUGAGCAAGCGCAGAUGCACCUUCUGCUGGCAGAGGAACAACAGUCCUCGCAGGGUCGACAGGAUCUCGUAAUCCCACGACCGGACAACGCCUCGCUGCAAGAAGGAGCUUACGCACCUACGGCCGAGGCCGCCCUCGCCAGCAUCUUUGACUCCACCGGUCGAGCCGAGAGCUCCAGUGUCACAGAGGAGAGUGAAAGGGGAAAGGAGGUGGUGAGAAGGAUCACAAAGUACUUUGCUGCGAGCAGCUACUUGGAUGAUGUCUACGGUACAGCUCCGGUUCUCAGGGAGACGAUUGAGAUUGUUCAGAAGGAGGAUGGGGAGAAGAGGCAGAGAGCCGUGGAGAGACUCGAGAAGCUCUGGCAGCAUCUGAGCAAUUCAGCGCCAAAAACGGAAGGUGCAGGAUGGGUAGAUGGUUGGUUGGCCAACAACACAUGA